AUGGAUGACAAGAAAUCAAGUACAACCAGAGUCGGCAAAAUGCUUCUACUGGCUUUAUAUAACAUUGAGACCUUGUUCCAGUUCUCCUAUUCUGCGAUUACCCCAGUCUGGGCGAACUUGGGGAAUAUCGUGUAG
Histoplasma mississippiense is the source of this 135-nucleotide messenger RNA. RefSeq lists its product with no specific name. The record is from RefSeq and is a predicted model, not a curated record. The transcript has 3 exons. Bases 1 to 135 code for a protein of 44 amino acids. Lineage: Eukaryota; Fungi; Ascomycota; Eurotiomycetes; Onygenales; Ajellomycetaceae.